AUGGAUCACGUGCUGAAAGUUGCAGACAAUUAUAUCUUCACUCCAUAUGUUUACCCGGCAUCAUGGCCCGAGGACUGGGCUCUACGUCAAUUGAUCAGCCUGAGCAUGCUGACCAACCUGGGAGCACAAGUGGUUUACAUGCUCUUUGGUGCACUGAAUUUCUACUGCAUCUUUGACCACAGGCUGAUGAAACAUCCACAGUUCCUUAAGAACCAGGUGAGUAAAGAGAUCCAACUUGCAACCACCUCCCUCUUCUGGAUGAGUUUUCCCACAGUGGCGCUUUUCUUUCUGGAGAUCAGGGGACACAGCAAACUUUUUGAUGACAUCAGUCAAUCUCCUCAGGGCUGGCCUGGAGUGUUCUUGAGCAUUGCUGGAUUGUUGUUGUUCACUGACCUGUGCAUCUACUGGAUACACCGCUGCAUGCAUCAUAGAAGCAUUUAUAAGUACCUCCACAAGCAGCAUCAUUUAUUCAAGAUCCCUUCACCGUUUGCGAGUCACGCCUUCCACCCACUCGACGGCUUCCUGCAGAGUUUACCCUACCACAUUUACCCUUUCAUCUUCCCGCUCCACAAGGUUGUCUACUUGUCCCUUUUCAUCUUUGUAAAUAUCUGGACCAUUUCCAUUCACGACGGGGACUACCGCAUCCCUGGCCCCUUGAUAAGCAUUAUAAACGGUGCCGCCCAUCAUGUGGAUCAUCACCUCUUUUUCAACUACAACUAUGGGCAAUACUUCACUUUCUGGGAUCGUCUGGGAGGCUCCUACAGACAUCCUUCAGUCCUCCAAGAGAAUGGACCACAUGCCCUUAUUCGCAAGUUUGCAUAG
Molecule: messenger RNA, 822 nt
Organism: Nerophis lumbriciformis (worm pipefish)
Lineage: Eukaryota; Metazoa; Chordata; Actinopteri; Syngnathiformes; Syngnathidae
Source: RefSeq, a predicted model, not a curated record